AUUUCAUAGCAUCUAUGGGUAGAACAUAGAGUUCCUAAAUUAUGAAUUACAUGAUUCAGUGACACCUGUGGGUAACGUUAUUCACGAGAACUUCGUGUUGAUCAGCACACUUCGUCGUGAUUAUUUUAUGGUGUAAAAUUUGCACAGGUAACUUAGUCAUCUGUUAACUCGGCCGCAGAAAUGAAAAUGCGUUGCUAAAGCCUCGCAGUCAGCCCGCUCAUGGAGCGUUGCUGAAUGGGAGAAUGCUGCUGUUCCAAGCGUUUGACCAGCGAGGAGUGGAUUUGUGGGCCUUUGUUAACUUCAGAGAGCAAGAUUUCAAGUUCUUUGGACAUGACAUGGUGAUGGGGCAGCUGAUAAAGGAUCUCAAAGACCUUGAGAUUCUGUGAAAUUGAUCGACCAACAUUUGUGGCAGACUGGCCAAGGGGCCAAGCAGGACUGUGCAGUCAUAUAUAGCUCCGACAGAUGGUUGAGUUCAUUUGUGCCCCUGCCAUUUCUUCAGGACAGAUCGCCUACUUAAAGAAUGAUGUCUACAACUUUGGGAGAGGAAAUACAAAAGGUCAUUUCCAAAGCGCUGCCUGGUCUUCUUGAAGAAAAGAAGGAACAGUUGCUGCAGAGACUUCUUAGCUGGGGUGUGGAGAGCACAGAUGAUCUUAAGUAUGUAGAGGGAGCUCCUGGAGUGGACCUGUCUGAUUUACUCCCGCCCAUCCAGAUUCGCAAACUGCUAGACAGCUUUAUGAGAGCUGGAGAACAAAAUCAAUCUGGUGAUGUCCCUCCAACAAUACCUCCGCCGCCUUCCACUGUCACAUUAGACACCAUUAGCCCACCAAGCCUUUCUUCAACCACAGCAGUUACUUGGCCUGAGUCAUUUCAGGUUCCUUGGAACCAAAUGCCGAGCGAAUUGCGCAGUGCAGUAGCGAAUGGAAAGAGACCACUCCCCCCAGAUCGCCGCAAAAUGAUUCGUAUAAUUGUUGAUGAAAUUAGGAAACAUGAAAAGAAUCCAAGCAAAGCACAGUGCCUUGCUGUAGCUCUCAAAAUUGUCAAAAAGUAUCCAAAGAGCUUUUCUGAUUUUGAUGAUACUCAAGAAAAAAAUGAAAUUGGGUACUACUCCCUCUUGAAACAAAUAAAAACCCGUGUAGAACACGUCAAUAGAGAUAAUACUUUAUCACGCAGGCGACGGAUCAGUGGAGUAACUGACACACCUGAGAGAAUGCAAUGCAGAGAACCAACAGCCACAUACGGAUGCACACAAUGGCAGCCUGAGCCUCCGCUUGCAAAUUCUGAUGAUGUACUUGAGGAAAAAAGACAAACUUUAGAGAAUUUGUACCAGCGAUAUGGAAAAAGUGGAGCUGACAGGAGUGAUGUUUGUGCCUUAAUGAAGGAAACUUAUUAUUUGCAAAGAAAGCACAUCAAUGACACACAAGUACUUCCUAUCAAAGACCUCAAAAGCAAAUGGCCAUACCUGUUUGUGCAAAAGCACAUAUAUGCACAUUUUGAGGAGCUUACCAGUAUCGCCAUACACAAAAGGCUCAACCAAGCCAUACAGGAGUAUGGUAAAGUCCUCGUUGACUUCUUUAAGAGCAAACCCACAAAUGAAGUUGUCAAGAAAAUCUUGUCCAGCGAAGAAGAAGUUGGACCCCUUGUGAUCAAACUCAUCCUGGCACAUUUCCGAGAGGAUCUGGAUGGUCUUCUGCUUCUUGCGAAUAGGUGCGCCACAGCAGCUGACCUUCAAGCGACACACACCAUACCUGGGAGCCCACGACUAAUUGUGCUUGGAGACACUUUGACGAGUGGACACUGGAUGCUGACUAUUGAAGGCGAGGUUGUGUGUGAGGGCAUUCAGCCCAGCUUCCUGUCUGGCCUUGCCACUCUGUUCGCAUCGUACUAUAUAUUCAAUCUUGAGUACCAGGAGGAGGCAGCAUGUACCUUGGAGUUCAUUCAAAGACGCUUUGUAGGUAUUAAUCCGGAGAGAGGAACAAAGAAGUCGAAAGGAAAAGUGCCAUCUAAAACGACCGGGCAAAUGGUACAGAAGAAACAGGUUGCAGUGAACCCACAUGUUGCCACUCUUCUUUGCAAAGUGAUGGAUUUUCAGUGGAAUUUCUGAAAUAAGUUUGUUGGACUUGGGGCCUUGUUGUUUGUGGUGCCAUGGUCUGUUCAUGAAGUGAUGAAGAGUCAUCGGAAUCUUUGUGGUUUUUAUAAUUAUUUUUAUUAUGACCAUGUUGGUCAACUUGUGGUUAUAAAGUAACAGUUUGCAUAUUUCUUCUUUUUGUUGAGGGUAUAUGAUUGCUAAUUAUAUGUUUCAAGUAAUUUAAAAACAUUUGAAGGGUUAGU
Onychostoma macrolepis is the source of this 2328-nucleotide messenger RNA. RefSeq lists its product as uncharacterized. The record is from RefSeq and is a predicted model, not a curated record. Lineage: Eukaryota; Metazoa; Chordata; Actinopteri; Cypriniformes; Cyprinidae. The transcript has 10 exons. The coding region runs from base 521 to 2101 and encodes 526 amino acids.